This is a messenger RNA of Dermacentor andersoni, 2368 nucleotides long. RefSeq lists its product as uncharacterized. The record is from RefSeq and is a predicted model, not a curated record. NCBI's taxonomy places the organism in Eukaryota, Metazoa, Arthropoda, Arachnida, Ixodida, Ixodidae.
UUUUUCUUCCAGAGCGCAUCCCGACCACUUGGGCAGAAUGGGUGUACUGGCAGGCAUGAAAUGACAUGAUAAAAUGCGACAGGGGCGCACGCCGUAUUGACGCGCCAAGAUAAAAAUGCCUUGGUUGCUACUUGGAACUGCUGUCUUGGAAUUGAUAUGCCUGGGCACAACUGUAGACUCCGCUAUUAUUCAAAAGCGCCUCAUUGGAACGGCCUGCAACACAACGGCGCAAUGCCAGGCACUGCUACCAAAAAGCCAAUGCAUAUAUUCAAGCUGCUUUUGUAUAGGUGGUCACUACUACAGCUGGAAAAACAACAGCUGCAUCCCACUCAUGCUCCUUGGUGAGAACUGCACACACGACAACGAGUGCAGCUCCCACCUCAUGUGUAGCGCCCAGCGGUGCACCUGCAUGCCAGGAUACAAACAGGUCAAGGAUUGGUGCGAACCAACGCAGAUGCAAGAUGACACUGAGCGGUUUAUGGAGUUCCCACAGGAACAACCCAACCUGCUCGUUGUCAUACUUAAGGGACUUGGUAUCAUUGCCCUCAAGGUGUCCCUCUUCUACCUGCUGGCAAAAGUGAUGUGUUUCUCUUGCAAUCACAUGGUGAGUCAGCAAGAAUAUACUGCCGGCGAAAUCUACAGCCCACCAACCAAGCCCUGUUCACAGGAACAGCUGGCAGUUAGCAUGCCAUACCCCUCCACAAUUGCAACCGGUGCACAAUACCAGGUGCCACUCUACAUAGACCAAACGGUGCAGUUCCCUAAGGAGCAGACACUCAACUAUACUGGAGAACAACCUACUACACCUCAGCCUGCUUUUCCAGCUUAAGCCCACAUACAUACACUGUGCCAAGUUGUUCUUGUGUACCACAGCACUGAUUUGAGGCAGGCUACCACUACAGCUAAACUGCUGGCUAACCUCUUUCACUAAAGCUGUAUCACUUGAAAUCAUUCUACCAGCUGAGAAUGCAGACAUUCUGUCUUCCAAUUUGUGCUUCUUCGUGCUCUCAUCUAUACGCAAGGCAACCAACGAUUGUUUAGAGAGAGAAAUGCACAUGUUUGAUGUGUAUAACAAUGUCACGCAUAGUGUGCUAUUGUUGCUGCUGAUAAAUGAUCCAAACUGUCAUGCCAGGGCUGAAUAGUAAUAAUUGUGGUCGCACAUAUUGAAGCUGCGCUGCGAACUGUGAUGGACAGCGGAGGUCUCCAAAUUAAUUUUGACCGCAUAAGUUUGAUUCUGCUCAUUCAUGGGAUUUGAUGUCUCGAGGGCUAUGAGAGUUGUCAUAGUGAGGGACUGAAAAUUAAUUUUAACCUGGGAUUUUUUUUUAAUGUACAUGAAACCAUGUUGCAUUAGUGCUUUUGCAUUGCACGCUUGUUGCGAUAGUGGAGGAAUAUGGUAGCCACGUAUGGUACUGAACCUGCUGCAUAACAUGCUCAGCAGCAGAAUGCCAUAGCCUGCCGUUGAACCACCAUGGCAAUUCCACCUGGUUUUCGUUUAAGUGCACCUAAAUUUAAGCACGUAAGCAUUUUUGAAUUUUGAUUUUAUUGUAAUGCACCAAUUACAAUCGUGAGCCAAGCCCUCAUGCUCGGCUGCAGAAUACCAUAGCCACUGCAACAGAUUAGGCACUGUCAACACGCUUUUCUUUAUGAGAAAGACUUCCACUUGCAGAAAGGCUUGCUGAACAGAGCUUGUCCUUUGUCUAGCAAGUUUUUGUCGCAAAAAGCGCUGAGCACCUCGUGCAGUGACAGUCAAUCGCCUAGCUUCAACUUUUGCAUUAUUGACACUAUCUAAAUUCUGGGGUUUUACAUGCCAAAACGAUGAUACGAUUACAAAACACGUCAUAGUUGGGGACUCCGAAUUAGUUUUGACCGCCUGGGGUUCUUUAAUGUGCACACAAUGCACGGUACAAAGGCAUUGUUGCAUUUUGAUCCCAUUGAAGUGCGGCCAUCAUGGCAGGUAUCGUCACUAUUAGGUGCUAUCGGCAUGUGCAGACUACCAGGAAAAAGAAGCUGCACUCACUCAUUACAGAAAAAAAUAAAAGUGCCACAAGAUUAAAGCACUAACAAUAGUACAGUACCACAAAUUAGAGUCACUGGCAAUUGUUUUCAUAAAAGUGAACAUUCAAUUGGACUAAGUAAGUCCAGAUAGUUGAAGAAAUUACAUUAAAACAGAAGAAUUGUUGAUAAUGACCUCCAACGAGUAAAGCCCUCUUUCAUACCUAUCAAGCUUGUAUGAUAUCACUUUUUUCAUUCUGUGCUUUCAUGCUGGCAUUUUGUAAAGUAACUCUUUUAACUUUGCUUAAAUAUGUUUUGCACUCAUGUUUGUAAACCUCAACAGAAAAAGUAAAAGAAAUAAAGAAAAAUAUCUGCA